This is a messenger RNA of Branchiostoma floridae (Florida lancelet), 509 nucleotides long. RefSeq names its product histone H2A-like. NCBI's taxonomy places the organism in Eukaryota, Metazoa, Chordata, Leptocardii, Amphioxiformes, Branchiostomatidae. The record is from RefSeq and is a predicted model, not a curated record. The transcript has a single exon. The coding region runs from base 46 to 423 and encodes 125 amino acids. Gene Ontology annotation, molecular function: structural constituent of chromatin; DNA binding; protein heterodimerization activity. Gene Ontology annotation, cellular component: nucleosome.
UUCACUCAAUUGUUCUCAAUCGCAACAGAUCAAGAACGCGCUAUCAUGUCUGGACGUGGCAAAGGAGGCAAGGCCCGUGCGAAGGCGAAGAGUCGUUCAUCCCGUGCAGGGCUUCAGUUCCCUGUCGGCCGUGUGCACCGUUUCCUGCGCAAGGGCAACUAUGCCGAGCGUGUCGGUGCUGGCGCCCCAGUCUACCUGGCCGCCGUGCUGGAGUACCUGACCGCUGAGAUCCUCGAGUUGGCCGGCAACGCUGCCCGUGACAACAAGAAGACCAGGAUCAUCCCCCGUCACCUUCAGCUGGCCGUCCGCAACGACGAGGAGCUGAACAAACUACUGUCCGGUGUGACCAUCGCCCAGGGAGGUGUGCUGCCCAACAUCCACGCCGUGCUCCUGCCCAAGAAGACCGCUAGCAAAUCUAGCUAGAUGGAAGAAUAACUUGCCAAUGACCCCCCGGCCCUUUUCAGGGCCACCCAAAUCCCCCCGAAAGAACUGGUCAUUAUCACCCCCGA